Molecule: messenger RNA, 6357 nt
Organism: Labrus mixtus (cuckoo wrasse)
Lineage: Eukaryota; Metazoa; Chordata; Actinopteri; Labriformes; Labridae
Gene: ulk1b
Product: unc-51 like autophagy activating kinase 1
Exons: 27
Coding region: 582-3641 (1019 amino acids)
Biological process (GO): autophagy; protein autophosphorylation; axon extension
Cellular component (GO): autophagosome; cytoplasm
Molecular function (GO): protein serine/threonine kinase activity; ATP binding
Source: RefSeq, a predicted model, not a curated record
GCAUGCGCUAUUCGUGCGGAGGCUUGACGCCGUCUGCUUUGUUGGAACUAUCGAUGCUGUGACUUUCGGCGAGUCUGCUGCUAUUUGCAAUAGAUAACUACAAAUAUCUUGUCUUUUCUGGUUUUUAGACACUAUGGGCGUUUUUUAAUUUCGCAGUCAAUGUCUUUUUUUGCCGUGGGGCCGCUUCAAACGAUAAAACUACGAAUCCUCUGUAUAUAAACAAAACGCAGCGAGCUGCUGUUUAAGGUGGACCGUCAAAGACAGCUGCAGCUAAAGUCGUCUGAUAGCUGCUUGUUAAGUUAGAUAACUUUGUGUUGGUGGCGUCGACAGCGAUGGGGAUCACUAUACAGCUCCGUUAGGAGUUAAACUCCUAAAAAAAAACUUUGCGUGUGAACAUGAGAGAAGAGGACAGUUUGUUUUCAGGAAGGCAGCCCAUAGCAAGUGGGAGAGGGGGUGAACAUCCCUGCUGCUGCCCCCAUUUGACAGAGGAGAAAGGAGCACUUGCUACCAAGAAGACUGACCUGAGAACACCUAGUCAUUUGUCAAAGUCUGAGUAAUAUAAUAUCAGACUUUGGAACAGUAUGGAGACGGUGGGGAAAUUUGAGUUCAGUCGGAAGGACCUGAUCGGACAUGGCGCAUUUGCUGUCGUCUUCAAGGGAAGGAACAGAGAGAAACACGACUGGGAGGUUGCAGUGAAAUGCAUAAACAAGAAGAACCUGGCCAAAUCCCAGACACUGUUGGGGAAAGAGAUCAAAAUCCUCAAGGAACUGAAACAUGAGAACAUAGUUGCCUUACUAGACUUUCAGGAAACUGCCAGCUCAGUGUACCUGGUAAUGGAGUACUGCAAUGGAGGUGACCUCGCUGACUACUUACACUCCAAAGGCACGCUAAGUGAGGACACUAUUCGGGUUUUCCUGCAGCAGAUUGCAGGGGCCAUGAGGGUCCUAAAGGCCAAAGGUAUAAUCCACAGAGACCUGAAACCCCAGAACAUUCUGCUCUCCUACCCACCAGGACGCAAGUCACAUUCCAACAACACCUGCAUCAAGAUCGCCGACUUUGGCUUUGCCAGGUACCUUCAGAACAACAUGAUGGCGGCAACUCUCUGUGGCUCCCCCAUGUACAUGGCUCCUGAAGUCAUUAUGUCCCAAAGCUAUGAUGCCAAGGCGGACCUGUGGAGUAUUGGAACCAUAGUGUUUCAGUGUCUAACUGGGAAGGCACCUUUUCAGGCAAGCAGUCCCCAGGACCUCCGGCUGUUUUAUGAAAAAAACAAAACUCUCAGCCCCAACAUCCCCAGAGAGACUUCAAACCAUUUGAGACACCUGCUGCUGGGUUUGCUGCAGAGAAACCACAAGGACCGCAUGGACUUUGAUGAGUUUUUCUCUCAUCCUUUCCUGGAAGCCAGCUCAUCCAUGAAAAAGACGACUCCUACUGUGUCCAUGACCUGCUUCCCCAGCUCUGCAUCAGCCAGCUCUUGUAGCAGCUCGUCCACCUCUCACCUCGCCUCACCACCGCAGUCUCUUGCUGAGGGUCAGCAGUUGCGUGCCAAAGCUCUGGCCUCCCCUACCCAGGAGGCCACUGGUUUCCUCCUCAAGGACUCGUCUGGGGGCGGUGGCAGCAGCAAGAACUCCUCCUCCUGCGACACAGAUGACUUCGUCAUGGUGCCUGCUAACUUCACCACAGCUGAGCUGACGUGUGAGAGUAAAGUACUUCAGGACAGUCUGAUGACCAGCGGCUCUCUGCUGGCUUCAGCUGGUUUGUGUAGCCAAGCCAAAACACCACCCCACUCACCGUCCUACAGCGGGUCUCCCAGUCCUGUCAGGCCCAGCGAGUCCUCAGGAGGUAACUAUGGAAACAGUGGUCAGUCAUUGCCUGUCCCCGUCCCCACUCAGCUGCAGAACUACCAGCGCAUGGAGCAGAACCUCCAUUCAACCAAACAGGAUGGCUCACCACGGCUGUCGACACCAGUGCGGCGGUGCAGCAGUGGCAGCUUUCUGGGCUUUGCUCGGAACGGGCCCUCACCACCACACGGGCAGGGACCAGUCACAACCAAUCGCAGACUUUCCCUUGGAGGUGCAAGACCAUUCCAGCUCUCACCUCAAGUUCCCCAGCCGACGUCUCAUCAACACCCACAGACGACAGGGCUGGGUACGCGGCUCCACAGUGCCCCCUGUCUGUUGGAGUGUGCCAGUGGUGGUGGCAGGCAGAAGAUCAGGAAGCAGCACUCAGACCCGGUGGUGGCCCCCUCAGCAGGCAUGAUGGCUGUCCGCCCCUUGCACUCUUCCCCCAGACUCAGUGAGCUCAUGCAGCGUAGCCCCCUCCCUACCAUCCUUGGCUCCCCUUCCAGGGCCAUCCCUCCAUUUGAAUUCCCCAAACCCCCCAGCUCUCCAAACCUUGUGACCUUCCUGACACAGCAGGGUUUGGUCAUUGGCUCGCCUGGCAGCAGGACUGCACAAACAGAGCCCAGAGACCCAGGACAACUCACGCCUACGCAGGUCACCCAGCCUGCCCACUGCAUCCACAGGCUUAACAAUGAAAACAAGGGCUUUGGAAGGUCCCAGAGUGCAGGUCGUCUGUCUGACAUGCUGCUCAUGGCUGCAUUUGGACCGGCUGGACUUGCCGGUGAGCGAGGCAGCAUAGAGAACUUGACCUCUGAAAAAGCCAUAGACAUUACAGCCCCCCCUGGUGGUGGUGUUGGAGGCCUUGCACCUGGCUCCUGCAGCCCAGCACAGGUGGUCUUCACUGUGGGCUCUCCUCCCAGCGGCAGCACCCCACCUCAACCCUGCAGACAGAGGAAACACUCAGGCUCCUAUACUUCAGUCAGCCCUGCAGGCUCUUACACAAGUCGCUUCCACCAGACUGCCGUGUAUCUGGAUGGCUUUGAGGCUCCUUCAAGUCCUCGCUUCAGUUUCACUGAUCCUUUCACAGCAAACAUGGGCAGUCAUGUGACCUUUGAGCCUCCCGAACUGCCUGAGGAGACGCUGAUGGAGCAGGAGCAUACCGACACUGUGCAAAGCCUGCGGUUCAUGUUGGAUUUCGCCCGCUGUCUGAUGGAGGUGGCUGGAGCGCGUGGUGCUGCGGUGAUUGAGGAGCAGGCGGACGAGUCUCAUCCCUGCCUCAUUCAGCAGCAGAGUGUGGUAGCAGAUCAGAUAAGCUCACUGAGCCGAGAGUGGAGUCAUGCAGAACAGCUGGUUCUCUACCUGAAAACCGCAGAACUCCUGUCCACUGCCUUACACACAGCCAUGGAGCGAGUGAAACAGGGCAAACUCUACCCAUCUACUACAGUCAAACAAGUGGUUAAGAGGCUGAAUGAGCUGUACAAGUCCAGCGUGGCAUCCUGUCGCUCACUCAGCACUCGUCUGGAGCGCUUCUUUUCCAGGAAACACCGUCUAAUGGACCAAAUCACCUCCAUCACAGCCGAGCGGCUGCUGUUCAGCCACACUGUGCAGAUGGUCCAGGCUGCUGCUCUCGACGAGAUGUUCCACCAAGGAGAAGCAUCGGCCCUGCGCUACCAUAAAGCUCUCCUGCUGAUGGAGGGCCUGUCUCUGCUGCUCACUGAACAGGACGAUCUCCUCAGUGUUAGCAAGUGUAAAGAGUGCAUUGAAAGACGCCUCACAGCUUUGCAAUCAGGACUCUGUGUUUGAGAGCACAGUGCUGCUUUCAUCUGAUGUCAGUCAUUUGCUCCCCUGCACAUUUCCAACAAACCAAAUCUCCAGCCACGUCUCAUGGAUUUCACUUACAAAUUGCUUCAGUUUGAAUAAGAAACCAAAAGAACUGAUGAACUUUCACUGAAGGGGUCUGUGCUCUCCAAAUAGGGUGCCGUUCAUCUCAAGCUUUGGACAGUUAGUCGUGACUUCACUGACGCUGAACUUGCACCAGUGUUGGACAUGAUGCACAUGUGCUGUGAAAGAACGUCAGCGCUCUCGGGUACUCGAGAGGACUUUGCACUCGGCUCUGAACGCGGCAUUUUGAUUUUGCCAAGAAGAUGAUUUCCCCCCCCCCCCUCGCAAGGCGUAACACAUGCAGGAGCAAUGAUUUCCAAGUAGCCCCCAUAUCCACACACAGAACUUAUCUAACCGUAAAUAGAUAGCAUUUUAGGAUGGAAACUUGCUCCUUCUACAGAUUUGCAAUACUUCACUCUAUACACAAAAUGUUAUCUUUCACCUGGAUGAAUAGCUGGAGGGGAAGUACAGUAUCUGCUGUACACAAAGAGGUCCGUCAUGUUCUUAAGAAGAGUUUCAUUCUCAUAAAAAGUAUGUCUGUCUUAUACAGCUAUAUUACUUUUGUUUCCUGUCUUGUCUUAUUGUUACUUGCUGGCUGAAGGGAAGUAUAAAUCUAAUGCUACAUUUGGUGGCUGGAAGUGGAUACAAGCUAUAUUACAAAAAAAAGUUGCCAAAAUUAAUUUAAAAAAUGUUUUAUUUAUAAGUUAGUUUUUAUUUAAGAUUCACUGUAGAUAAAAUAUUGAAGAAAUAACCCCUGUGUUUGACACUCAGUCUAUACUUGCUUUAUUUCCAAUCAUUGAAACAAUUAUUUCACUUUCUUUUUGUCUAUUUUUAUGAAUGGUGGAAGAUGUUUCAGUACAGACAAAGGAGGGUGCACAGAAAGCACUCACUACUUCACUGCUAGCUGCGGCAUAUAGCUUUUAAAUCCAAGAUGGACUGAAACCUGUCCGUCAGCAUUCCUGAUCACAGUCAUGUUCAAGUUAGUUGCAGUAACGUAGGACACAUUCUUCAGGGCUCGCAGAAGCUGACAUGCUGCUGUUGCUGGUUAUUUCUUCACAAGAUUCCAUAUUGUAUGUGUAUUUAUAUGUCAUCAGUCAAUCACGUCAGGAGUUUUGCAAGUAUAAUCACAAUUGAAUGUAGUGCUGCCAUGAGAGAAACGGCAUAAGUGAAAGGUCUGAAUGUUUUUGCACUGUUUAAGUACUGUAUAGGAAGGUUUUGAGUGGAACAUGCUGAAAAUGUCCCAUUUUUGUAUAUACUGAGAAAGAGUUACUAAUUUAAAGAUUUCAGCCUCCAUACUUUUAUUGCAGUUUUAGUUUGAUCUUAGUUACUGUCCAAAUGUAAUGUAGCUUAGAUGUGAGACUGUUGACAGAGAGAUGGUAUAAGCUAUGAACCCUUAGGAAGAUUUAUUUAAGAAGAGACGAGACAUGACAAAUUGCUUUACACUGCAAAGAUCAUUUGCAUUGGUUGUGUCGUGUUCUCUUUCAAAGUAGUAGUGUGUUUGAUCUUGGUGGUUGACCUUUGAAAAGUGUCCUGAUUUGGAAUGCUAGCUGAAAAUGUGUAUUGUACUUAGAUUGACCUGAACCUACAACCCAGUAGAACUACUUUACUCCCCUGAAUUGUGGGCAAAUGGAAAAGGGUCAACAUUGACUUUGGGUUCUUUAAAGAGAUGCCUGUGUGCAUGCUUGCAUGUCUGAAGUGAUGUUGUUUGGUGUAUUAAUGAAAAGUGGGAUGUGCUCCGUACAGAAGUAACAUGACACUGAGUUUUUAACAAGGUGGGAAUGAUGCGACUUGGACUACAGGGGAUGUAGUUAAAUCUGGGUUGGUUCAUAUCUGAAACUAAUCUGUGAAAACAAGGAUUAUACCCUCUGCCAAACCAAGUACUAUUUUCUGUCCCCAAAGUGUAUUUUCCUCUGCAUUCUUUUUUUUUUUACAUUGAAUUGAUCUUUUGAGUCAACAAGUGUAUAUUGUGGAAAAAGGAGUUGAUAUAUGGUCAAGGCUGAAGGUAUCGUAUGCUUGAUGAAAAAGUCAACAUGGUAGCACAGUCAGUGGAAAAGCAUGGAGGGAUGUUUUGAAGAUUUCUCUUUACUUUACAUUAUUUGUAUUUGCUUUGUGGCCUUUUGUAUUUUGUCUAAGAACUUUCUCUGAAAUUGUUGCAUAUAUUGCUUUACUGAAAUAAUUCUGUGUGUUUAUACUAUUUGUAUGAGUGUACAUUCCUGGUAUCAACCUAUCCACAGACUCUCUGUCUCUUUUACAUGCGCUUUGUUGAGUCAGUGUGUGGUGCUGAUGUCUCAGAAGAUUCAGUACGCAGAAAUUGAAAGGUGAUCUUUGCAAAACGGAUGCAAGUGUCUUUUUUAAAUGUUUCUCUACAAUCACAGCUAUCGAUGUGCAGCAGUUAAAACAAGAGUGUAGUGAAAGAGUAAGUUAGCAUAAGAAGUGGGCAGGGAGAGAACAGUACUACACCACCUAUACAUUUCCAAAGAAUAGGCCUUCUGCUGAUCUUCCAUAUUGUCUCUUACCGUUGCAAUAGAAUUUUAAUGUUGUCAUGUCCAUGACAGCCACACUAUUUCAGUGUUCCUGUGUGUGAUGUAUCCUUCACUGUUUGAGAGUUGGAACAUUAAUAAAGUGAAAGGAAUGAUCA